Messenger RNA from Camellia sinensis, 953 nucleotides. NCBI's taxonomy places the organism in Eukaryota, Viridiplantae, Streptophyta, Magnoliopsida, Ericales, Theaceae. The record is from RefSeq and is a predicted model, not a curated record.
UCUGUCCCUUCUUCUCUUCUCUUAAUGGAUUGGGCCAUCGAAGUAGGCUCGAGAUCGGUCCAGCCGAACUCUGACAUCACAACCGCGCACAGGAAGGAAGACAAGACACCAGAGGAGUGUAGAGAGAAGCGAAGAGGUCAACUCAACUCAGAGCGUUUCUUUCAGAUCAGUUUGAGUUCUUACAGAUACAGUUGGUAGAAUCGAUGUCUUCAAUGGCGGUAGAUGCAGAUGAAGAUGAACGAACACAUCUCCUUCAUAAUAAUUCAUCACCUCCGGUUCCGUACAGAGCGUCAGACAUUGAAAGCGUAGAGAUCGUCCCUUCACCAUCAUCGAACGAGCCAGAUGAACCAACACCUAAAUCUGUUGACCAGAAUCAACGGCUCGCCUCUCUCGACGUCUUCCGAGGCCUCACUGUCGCUUUGAUGAUUUUAGUAGAUGAUGCUGGCGGAGCUUUCCCAUCGAUAAACCACUCUCCGUGGUUUGGAGUGACACUCGCAGACUUUGUGAUGCCAUUUUUCCUAUUUGGCGUUGGUGUUUCCACCGGAUUGGUUUUCAAGAAAAUAACUAGUAAACCGAGCGUUACCAAGAAAGUCAUACUGAGAACAAUUAAGCUCUUCCUCUUGGGGGUGCUACUGCAAGGUGGGUAUUUUCACGGACGUAACCAUUUAACUUAUGGAGUUGAUGUUCGCAAGAUACGCUGGCUGGGUGUGCUACAGAGAAUUUCAAUCGGAUAUCUGUUUGCUUCAUUUAUGGACAUCUGGCUUGUUAACAACAUUGUGGUUGACUCAGCACUAGCAUUUGUGAAAAGAUACUACAUCCAGUGGAUGGUUGCUUUCUUGCUAGGAUCUCUUUACAUGUGCUUGCUCUAUGGCCUUUAUGUUCCGAACUGGAAAUAUGAAGUUCCAAGCACAAACUCAAGCUCAUCAACAUCAAGAUAUGGAUUUGAUUCUCAA